Molecule: messenger RNA, 1353 nt
Organism: Dermacentor andersoni
Lineage: Eukaryota; Metazoa; Arthropoda; Arachnida; Ixodida; Ixodidae
Source: RefSeq, a predicted model, not a curated record
AUGACGUGCUUCGCAGAGCUAAGUAGGCGCUGGAGCUCGACAAGGUCGGAACCCGAGCCUGAUCGACGUUCAUCGGGUCUGCUCGGCUACCUGAUGCCGUUCUACCUGUGCCCGGUACUUUAUUCGGGCACCAAGGAGAGCAGAAGCUUCUACUGCGUCCUGGUGAUGAUGUCAUGGUGGCUGCUGCGUACCAUGCCCAAGCCUGUGCUUGCCUUUCUGCCCACCAUCGCUCUGCCAUUGUUCGGAAUCAUGGGACACGAGCAGAUCGCCUCCAACUACCUCUCGAUGGACGUGCUGACGGCCGCGCUGCUGCUCUGGCUGGUCCUGGCGGGCGACGACACGGCGACCGUGGGUCGGCUCAGCUGCGCGCUGGUCGGCCGCUUCGGGGGCCGCGCACGGCCCGUGCUGGCCAUCCUCACGGCCGCCACGUUCGUGGCCUCGCUGGUGCUGCCACAGAGCCUGGUCUCCGUGCUUGUCACGUGCCUGGCGGAGCGGGUCUACAAGUUCGAGCACGAGCACGGACUCCAGGACGUCCAGCGAUGCCUGGAGAGCGCUGUGGCUGACGACGCAGUGGGCCACACAACCGAGGUGGAGACAUUGUGGCUGUACGAGGAACUUGCUGUUGCACUCUGGAAGCGUCAUCGUGCGGGCCUCGAAGAUCCGGAUCCCACAGAGUGCUGGGACGACCAUGACGCCGCUGGACACAACGCCAAGAACCCGAAUUUGGGCGCCCUGCCGCGCAAGAUGUCCAUUCUGAAACAGCCCAAGAGGAUCAUCAGGAAGGAAGUGCGGCGUGUCUCUCUCUUGACAGGCAAUGAGGAAGUCGCGCCGAGGUAUGCUGCUCAUCCAUCAGACGUCGCGCUUAGUUACCAUUCCUGUAUUGUUGGCGGACCACAAUGCGGCCGUGCGGCCUUUAAAGAGCCCCUCACCAGGUCUAGCCAUGUUGAGCUGACAAGCGCAGAGCAUAUAAUGCGCGCAAACGAUCCCGAUGAGUUGCAGACCCCGUCGCCAGUGGAACAACCGGAGGGCGAGCAGCCCGAGGGCAACGAAAUCGAAUGCAAAGAGCCCCAAGGCAAGCACCACAAGGGCAAGCAUCCUGCAGGCCGGAAGCUACGUACUACAGUAUUCGGCUCCAGGAAGCACCGCCGCCAAUCGUUCGCCGAAAAGGCGCACGUCUUCAAGGACAGCGAUCGGCUCCACGUGCCCCAGGACCAGCGACACGAGGUGCCGCCUUCUCCACGGCACUUGCUCAACGCCAGCACCAGACAACCCUCAGUCGUCAGGUGCGACCCACGCUCCACAUUUGAACAGCGAACUGAUUCGCGGGGUUGCCGCGAUGCGCAGCUGACUUAA